Messenger RNA from Procambarus clarkii (red swamp crayfish), 417 nucleotides. NCBI's taxonomy places the organism in Eukaryota, Metazoa, Arthropoda, Malacostraca, Decapoda, Cambaridae. The record is from RefSeq and is a predicted model, not a curated record.
AUGAGUCAGUGGUCCUUACCAAGAGUCAUCAAACAAUACUAUGAGCCACAGGGUCAGUACCAUGAGGCACGGGGUUUGUACCAUGAGCCACAUGGUCUGUACCAUGAGCUACAGGGUCUGUACCAUGAGCCACAUGGUAUGUACCAUGAGCCACAUGGUCUGUACCAUGAGCUACAGGGUCUGUACCAUGAGCUACAGGGUCUGUACCAUGAGCUACAGGGUCUGUACCAUGAGCCACAUGGUCUGUACCAUGAGCCACAUGGUCUGUACCAUGAGCUACAGGGUCUGUACCAUGAGCCACAUGGUCUGUACCAUGAGCCACAUGGUCUGUACCAUGAGCUACAGGGUCUGUACCAUGAGCUACAGGGUCUGUAUCAUGAGCUACAGGGUCUGUACCAUGAGCCACAUGGUCUGUAA